AUGAAACUCUUAUCGGAGAUGGCUACGUGUGAAUCACACGGACAAAAUUCGUCGUAUUUCCUAGGGUGGCAAGAGUACGAGAAAAACCCGUACGAUGAAAUUCAGAAUCCAAAAGGAAUAAUACAAAUGGGUCUCGCAGAAAAUCAGCUUUCUUUCGAUUUAUUGGAGUCUUGGCUUGCCCAAAACCCAGACGCAGCUGGAUUUAAGAGAAAUGGAGAGUCUAUAUUUAGAGAACUUGCUUUAUUUCAAGAUUACCAUGGCCUUCCUGACUUCAAAAAUGCAUUGGUUCAAUUUAUGUCUGAAAUUAGAGGAAAUAAAGUUACCUUUAAUCCAAACAAGCUUGUCCUUACGGCCGGCGCUACUUCCGCAAAUGAGACGCUCAUGUUUUGCCUCGCCAACCCGGGCGACGCUUUUCUCCUUCCUACCCCUUACUACCCCGGAUUUGAUCGAGACUUAAAAUGGAGGACCGGGGCUGAAAUAGUUCCAAUACAAUGUACAAGUUCAAAUGGUUUUCGAAUUACACAAUCCGCUCUUGAAGAAUCUUAUAAAUUAGCGAAAACUCGCAACCUUAGAGUUAAAGGGGUGCUAGUGACUAACCCAUCGAACCCAUUGGGCACGGCAUUAACACGUAACGAACUCGAGCUACUUGUUAGCUUCGUUGCGGAAAAGGGGAUUCAUCUUAUUAGCGAUGAAAUAUAUUCAGGCACGGUUUUUAACUCGCCUAAAUUCGUUAGUGUUAUGGAAGUAUUAAUCGAAAAUAAUUACAUGUAUACUGAAGUUUGGGACCGAGUUCAUAUUGUCUAUAGCCUUUCGAAAGAUUUAGGCCUUCCCGGUUUCCGAAUCGGGGCGAUUUACACGAACGACGAGGUUAUUGUCUCCGCGGCUACAAAAAUGUCGAGUUUUGGGUUAAUUUCUUCGCAAACUCAAUAUCUUUUAUCGGCUAUGUUAGCCGAUAAAAAGUUUACGAAGAAAUACAUCUCCGAAAAUCAAAAGAGGCUCAAGAAAAGACAUGCAAUGUUAGUGAAAGGACUUGAGAGUACUGGAAUUAGUUGUCUUGAGAGCAAUGCCGGUUUAUUUUGUUGGGUAGAUAUGAGACAUUUAUUAAAGACCAAUACAUUUGAGGCAGAAAUUGAGCUAUGGAAGAAAAUAGUUUAUGAAGUUAAGCUUAAUAUUUCGCCCGGAUCGUCAUGCCAUUGUACUGAACCGGGUUGGUUUCGUGCAUGUUUUGCGAACAUGUCAGAAGAUACAUUGAAUCUCGCGAUUCAACGUAUUAAAAUUUUUGUUGAUUCCUCUGAUGUGAUUGGUACCAAUAUUGACCAAAGUAAUCAGACUAAUCAGAAUACAAGUACAAGUCUAAAGAAGAAGUUAUUUGCCAAGUGGGGUUUUCGGCUAUCAUUCAACGACAGAGAACGAUAG
This is a messenger RNA of Solanum tuberosum (potato), 1416 nucleotides long. RefSeq names its product 1-aminocyclopropane-1-carboxylate synthase 3-like. Gene Ontology annotation, molecular function: pyridoxal phosphate binding; transaminase activity. Gene Ontology annotation, biological process: amino acid metabolic process; biosynthetic process. NCBI's taxonomy places the organism in Eukaryota, Viridiplantae, Streptophyta, Magnoliopsida, Solanales, Solanaceae. The record is from RefSeq and is a predicted model, not a curated record. The transcript is spliced from 4 exons. The coding region runs from base 1 to 1416 and encodes 471 amino acids.